Molecule: messenger RNA, 8178 nt
Organism: Hermetia illucens (black soldier fly)
Lineage: Eukaryota; Metazoa; Arthropoda; Insecta; Diptera; Stratiomyidae
Gene: Actbeta
Exons: 4
Coding region: 3413-7882 (1489 amino acids)
Biological process (GO): SMAD protein signal transduction
Cellular component (GO): extracellular region
Molecular function (GO): cytokine activity; growth factor activity
Source: RefSeq, a predicted model, not a curated record
GCCAGCUCUUGUCUCACCCUAAGCGCCAGGCAGAAAGCGAAUGGUCCCCGGGACGGGAAAACUUUCCAGCGAAAAUUCCUCGUUUGAAUGUUCGCUGCCAUGCUCACCCGUUCUCUGGGGGGUGCUCCAAGUAAGUUGGGGAGUUGGCGUGGUAAAUAUGGGCAGCAUCAUGAUUUUAGGAUGUGGAGAGGGUGCGGCGAAAUCGAAUGUUGUCGUCGCGAUAGGCAGCAGGCAACGGACAGGCAUGCAAUCAACAUCUUCUCUUCUUUAUUUUCGCAAAUCGCAAACCACAAACACCAUUCGUAUCCCACACACGUCGACCACACACGAAACGUUCGCAGGAAUCGUUUGCGAAUAUAGUCGCGGACUUGAACGCGGACAUGAACGUGGUAAAGGACAUGGAUAUACGAGCGGGUUAGUAGUCAACCAACAAAAAAAAAAAAAAAAAAUAAAAAAAAUAAAAAAAAUAACAAAAAAAAAAAAGGAGAAAAUAUUCGCGUGCAGUCGGUGUUGCAGUCACUCUUGUCGCGUUUCGUGACCGUUGUCCGUUUUUAGUGUGUCGCCGUUAUCGUACGAUAUUUCAGUUAUUGUCGUCCGUCCGGUCAUCCUGUCGCUUGUCUCCUGUAAUUGUUACAUAUGAGCGACGUGUUAUCAAGAAGAUCGUUAAUAUCUUUUUUUUUCGUCCUGCGUGUGUACGUGCGGUAUGCGCUCGGGCCGUCCCGAAUUCGUUACAACAAACGGAUGAUUUCGUGAAGAAGAAUACGAAUCUUUUGCGUAAUUUUCAUUCGAUGGUUUAAAAAUAAGUUCUCUAAGCGAUAUAUACAUAAAAAAGAACAGGAAACCAUCAGAUGUGCUCAAUGAAGAAACGUUAAGCUAAUUGCAAGUUAGAUUAAUAAGCAAUAAGGAAUAUAUGAAAAUUGUGAAUUUUUUUUUGAAAAUAAAAUAUAUAUACAUAUACCCCAUACAAAUAUAUCUAACUAAGAAGGAAAAUCAACGAAAAGUGAUCCAAGCGGAAUCAACGUAUUUUACGGUAAAGAAAACAAAAAAAAAGGAUAAACACAGUGCCUAGUUCUUCUUUUUGCCUUCCUAGAUUGUCGGAGAAUUUAAAGAAAAUUAACAAAAAAAAAAGAAGCGCGAGGAAAAUACUUCGUAUAAAUUCGUAAAGAUAAUUUUUUUUAGUUAAGUUUUUCUUCACUAAAAUAAAUAAUAAAUUAAAGAUUAAUUAAAAGGCGGAGGACCCACUCUAAGCGAAAUGAGAAAAAAGUGACCAUAAUAAUAAGGACAGAGUCCAAAAGAUAGUGCGAAAAGAAUUGAUCGUGAUAAGAGGACAACACUCGAACGUAAGUGAAAUCUGUUAGGAUAAUAGAGAUACAUUCUAAGGAGAAAUUUAUCAGGAUAAUAGAUUUAUUCGAGGGAAGGUGAAAAAAAUAUUAAAAAUGAAUGCAUGAAAAACGUCGUCGUCGUCGGUCGGUUCUUUUUGGGGAAUAUAAUAAUUGUUUCCGUCCAAUUUUUAGGCCCGGUUCGGUGUUAUAUAUAUAUAUAUGUAUAACUAUUAUAAAUAAAAUUUGUUUUUCGCAUAAUAAAUAAAUAAAUAAAUAAAAAUAAAUGAUAUAUAAAAUAAAGAAAGAAGCUCGAAAAAUAAUAUUAAAAAAUUAAAAUAAAAUAAAAUAAAAAAAAAUAUACACAGGCAGGUGAGAAGGCAAUAAAAAUUAGCAUUUCGUAAAGACAAAUACUACAAGCCAUAGCAGAAAAAGUAAAUUUGAGUCUAGUUGAAGGUUUUGAAAGUAACAUUUCAUGGAAGAAAGGACGGUUUUAGGCCAGAAUUUCGGGGAAAAGUAGGAAGUAGUGUUAUAUUCCAAAUUGAGUUUGAUACUUUCAAAAUUUCGUUAGGGUUUUUUCGAAGAUAUGUAUAUAUAUAUAUGUACAAUAUAUAUAUAUAUAUAUAAAUUAUAAUUUAAUAUGAAUAGGAAGAUAUUGCUGUUUCCUAUGAAACCUCAAAAAAUAUAAGUCGAUUAGAGACCAUUUAAAAGCAAAUCACAUCAAAGUAUCGCACUAGGAGUUUGGGUACAGUGCCGUGCCAGGGUUCAGCGUGUAGUGUCGCCUGAGAACGAUAUAGUGUGACGUCAGGAUUAUAGUGUCGCGCCAAGAUUCAGAGUCAAAAAACAGUGUCGUCCCAAGAAUUUGAGUAGUAGAUUUAGGAUAGUGUUAAUUGUAUAAUUGUUAAAAUAUUAUUUUCUAAAUUUUUAAACAAUUCGAAAGGCCAUCGUUUUAAUAUUUGUGAUCUAAUGCGUUUUGUGCCCCUGUUUUUUUACAGAAAUAAGGUUUUCCACAAGAAGAAGUUCGUACUUAUCUGCAAACGUUUAUAGUUUAAUUUUAUUUUGAGUGUUUUUCUAUCUACAUAUAAUAAAUAUAAUAUUUAGCAGAAGGUGAAUGUUUUUAAAAGAGACACAUUUAAACCUUGCUUGGAUGCUAUGUAGACCGAAGCAGGACUACGAAUUUAUAGCGAGAAAACGACAAAACGAUAGUUUUAUAAUAUUAAUAUCGAUUUUAUAUCGUUGAAACUAUAAACUGGAUUGUUUCCUUUGAACUGGUGAAAUAUUUAAACUAUAAAAUGAAUUGUUUCCUUAAAGAUGAAAAAUAUCUGAAACUAUGAAGCGAAGCAUUUCUUUGGAAAUAAAGAGAGAAAUAAAUGAAUAAAUCAUAGUUGAAACAGAUGAUUGAGAAGAAAAGUGUAAACAGAUUCGUGCCACUAGUCCGCAAUAUAACGUAUUUCUAUUAUUAUUAUUUAAAUUCUUACAAGCGUGCGUAGCAUAUGAACAACAAAAAUAAAAAAAAAAACAAAACAAAAAAAAAAUAUUCUAAAAUAAACUCAAUUUAUCAAUAUUAUGAAUUCUGGAGCCUUAUAUAAUAUUAUGAUUAAAAAUAAAAUAAAUAAAAUAAAUAAAAUAUAAUAAAGUCAAUAUAAAAUUUCGGUAUUCUCGCUGGAGAAUAAAAAAAAUAAAAAUCGACAUUUCCAACGUAUGUGUGUAUUAUAUAUGCAACUAAUCCGUUAUGUGAUUAUCGCUAAUAUGUUUGUCGCCGAUGUUAUACCGGAUCUUCCGAAAUUGAAACUAUCACCCUAUUAUAUUGAUAUUUCCUCAUUAUCUCUGUUAAAAGAAGAGCAACAGUGGCCAAAUAGCAAAAGCAAUAGUAAAGUAGAGAAACUCUACUGGUUCUUAUAUCAGACACGUGAAGUGAGAUAGAGUUGAUAUUAAAACGAAAUUAUUUUGUCAUGCCAACGAAUUUCAAAAUCAAGCACCAAAAAAAUCGUAGGGAAAUCACCACUAUACAUUACAUCGGUUACAUUUUCCAUAAAAUUGAAAUUAGUAAAAUUGAAAACCAACGAUAACAACAGUUUCAUUCCCCCUUGAAAAUGGUCAAACCACCGGAUAGCCCAAUCAGUGGCAGUAAGCAUUAUUAUUCUUAUUACAAGAAGCGUCGCAGUCAGGAUUAUCAAGAUUGCCAGCGAGAGUAUCAUUCACAUUUCAACAAUAAAAACUACGAGAAACUUCAUCAACAUCAGCUUGAGAAAAUCUACCAAAAUCGUAAACGAUAUCCUUAUCGAACGUGGAAAUGGUUACAAUUUUGCCGUAUAGCAUAUCCAGGUCCAUAUUCAGGUCCUGGACCAGGGCCUGGUACCAAUAUAGGGAUCAUGCAUCAAACAACCGCUUCAUCAAUAUCAGCGGAAAAUUGCGAUACGCUAUCAGCGCAAAUAAUCAACAAACCAGUGGUUAUUAUUGCACCACCAGAUUUAUCAAUAUCCUCGAGAUGGCCCAAGGCACGAAGAAGGAUACCAAUGAUGCCAACUGCAAGAAAAGCCAGUGUUUUUGCUUUUCGACAACAACAAAACCAGAAGAAAUAUCAACAACAUCGACAAAGAUGGAUGUUUGGUCGGAACUUUUUAUGGUUGCUUAUUGUAUUGAUUUGUUUUGAUAGUGGACCAUUAGUGGUUGAUUGUAAUUUGACGACAGCCUUAGCGACACAUACAACACCAACAGUUGAUAGGAGAGGUAGCAACAGUAGGAGUAAUAGUAGCACCGCAUUCAAGCUGAAUAUGGUUAAUAAUUAUACUAAAUUUCUUAAUAAUAAUAAUGCUUAUAACAAUCGUAUUAAUAUUAUUGAUAGUAGCGGUAAAAUUGCUAAUAAUAACUCUAAGCAUAGUAUAAACGAUUAUAAAAGUCUAUUGAUAUAUUAUAAUGACAUUUAUACGAACACUAAACAUAAAUACAACCCUAAUCAGUAUAAUAAUAGCAAGAUAAACAGCAAUCGAAGGUUUAGUAACAGUAGAAGUAUCUUUAGCUAUAACAUGAGUAGCAACAAUAAUUACCAGAAUAAAAACAGCCUCUUCAACAGUGAGCUGAAUGCAAAUACCAAUAAAAACUAUAGUAAAUACAAAGAGGACAAUAAUGUCGUUGAUAUCAAAAGCAAACCCCUAGUAUCGGAACAAUUCACGCCAACAGACUUUGAAAUAUCAUCGACUACAAUAACAGUGCCAGUAUCCUCGACGCCCCUCAUUCAAAGGGUCAUCACCACAUCAGUUUCGUCCCUAAUCUCACAAAAGAAGAAUUCUAUGAAGGCUAGUCUGAAUGCUAUAAGUAACUUCAAAGCAGGCAAAAUGACCUCUACACCUACAAUGAAAGUAUCAUCAACAACACGAGCUAAAAAGUAUAAACACUAUAAAGAUGACGGGAAAAUGGCGGAGAUGGAGCUUAACGAGAACCUCAUCAAACAGCAUCAACAGCAGCCAACAAGUAAUAGAUUAAAGAAUAAACGCACAAUAGAAAAUAAUAAUUUAGAACAACCAAAUAAAGUACAUAUAGAAUGUGAUGAUGAUAUAAAUCACCAGCAAAAACAGAAUCAACAUUUGCAUCAUCACCAUCAUCAUCUUGAACAGGAACAAGAACAGGAAUCACAUCCUUAUUUUCAACAACACAAUCCUGAGACAAAUGCUAAUAAUAAAGGGUAUCAUUCCCUUAGAAAUCAAAAACAACACCACAGUAUUCACCAGUCCAGUAAUAACAAUGAAUAUCAAAUACAAAAUCAACUGAUGACGAUACAAGGACAACAAGGCGAUAUUCAAAGGCAACGUGAUACAUUACAACAUCAAUAUCAUAAUGAUCGUCAUUAUCAUCAUCAAAAUCAUCAUUAUCAUAGCAAUAGUAAUAGCGAACAAGGAUCCUCAUCGGUAUCUACUAGCCAAACUAAAUUAUAUGAAUCAAUACCUGUUUCUGAAUCAUCUUAUCAUGAUAAAAGUUUACAAUUAGAUGAUAAUUAUAAACGUUCGAUUUUAGCUAGUAUCAGUUGCCCAAAUUGUUUAUACAAUAUCAAUCCCUAUCUAUCAUCGGAAUUAUUUGAUUCAUCAUUGAUAUCAUCGACAUCAGCGCUACUUUCAUCAUCAUCGUCGCCCUCAUCAUCGUUCCCACAAUCAUCAUCAUCAUCAUCAACUAUGCCAUCAUUUAAACGAUAUCAAACUGUGCAACAACCAAACAAUCAACCAAAACAAUUACACCAGCAUCAUACCUAUCAUUAUCAACAACAACAACAACAACAACAUCAACAACAACAACAACAAAACAAGAAACUGUUACACCAACGUCACAACGACGAUCAAUAUUCGUCCUAUGUUCCCAAUAACAACAAUAAUCAUUAUAUUAAUCAAAAAUCAUCAUUUCACACCAACAACAAAAAAUUAAAUAACAACCAAAACACUAUUGAUCAUAAUAACAAUAAUAAUAAUAACUUUCAUCAAACGUUUCAUCAAUUCGAUAGCGAUCAAAUACGUCUGGAAUCUAUAAAACAUCAGAUCCUAUCAAAGCUUGGAUUGAAAUCAAAGCCCAAUGUAACGCAAACACUGCCAAAACAAUUCAUCAUGGAAACAAUAUAUCGUGCUGAAAGUAGUGGCAUUGAUAAUUCACCAAUUCCAAUUCAAUUAAAAUCUCAACAACAAUACAAAAACAGUGAAAGUAUAAGUGAUAGUAAAAGAAAAAAUAGUUUCAGUGAUAGUUAUAAAAUUGAUGAUGUUGAAAGUGAUGGCGUUUACAUUGUAAGUGAUGAUAAUAGCAAAUAUGAUUAUGAUAAUAUUGCGAAUAAUUUUUUCUACAAUGAUUACAUCAAUUCAGAUAAUAUUCAUAGUAAAAAUCAAUUAAAUCCAGUCAAAAAUAAUAAUAAUAAUAAGAAUUUAGUUUCAUCAUCAACAUUGUCAUCAUCUAAAUUUCUGUUGAACAGAAGAACUUCGAAUUAUGAUAAUGGUGAAAAUAAUGGUGAAAAUAAUGGUGAAAUGCAUAGUAUUGACAGUGAUUAUGAAAUUAAUAGAAAUAGUAAAACGAAUCAUCAAGAAAAGGAUACCAUUAAGUCAGUUGAAACCUUGCAAUCGUCAUUGUCAUCAACAAUGUCGUCUUCACCAGUUAAUCCAUCAUUAUCAUUGGUCUCAUCAUCAUCAUCGUCAUCUACACUUUCAUCAGCGGAACAGGAUGAUUUUUAUGGACGAACCAAGGAGAUUAUAACAUUCGCUGAGAAGGGUGACGUAUUGAAUGGCCAUCGCUUAGUUGAGUUCAGCUCAUUAUCCGAUCAAAUGACGGGACAAAAUUUAAGAAUACGCGCCGCAUCAAUGUGGAUUAGAGUCGAUUUACGUCCUUCGACUGAGAAAAAGCGCAGUCCUAGUCGGGGUGGCCCAAUGUCAUCAUCAUCAUCGUCGUCUCAAUCAUCAUCUGUUAAUGGUUCCAAGUUGAAAAUUUGGGUUUUCCGUUUGAUUGAACCGUUUGCAACCAGCUUAAAUUCUACAGAGUUCAUAAAAAAGGACUUCGACAAAAUUACAAAAUUGAGUACAACAUUAAACGUCCAGUUCAACCAAUUGGGUUGGCAGAAGCUCGAUAUCACGGAAACCGUCCAAAGUUGGUAUGCAAACGAUCAACACGUUCGACUACGUUUAUUUAUAGAUUGUUCCGGUUGUGGUGACCGUAUCACUUUACAUCUAUUUGACAACACCCGAUCCAGUAAAAUAGCCUACAAUGGUCCUAACUCAAAGAAUCCAAAUCAUAACCAUAGUCAAGCCCGUAAAAAUCACCAUCAUCAUCACCAUCAUGACCACCAUCAUCGUCCGAAUCAACGACAAAAUAGUUCAUCAAGUGGGCGGAAACAUGGUCAUCAUUUCAGUCAGAAAUCCUCCCGAUACCUGCCGAAAGGUCGCAAGGACUCCCAUCUGUCGAUAAAUCGAACAUCAGCCGUAUCUCUUGUAAAUGAAACUGAUAUAGCAGCGCUUAUGGCUCACGGGAAUCAUCGAAAUCGUCAGUAUUUUUACAGAAGCGAUAACAAAAGUAGGAUCUCUCCAGCGCUAAGACAUCGCAAUAAUGGUGUUAGGAAGCUCCCAAAGCCUUCAUUGUUUGGGACGAAUUCAUUUCGGCAAGAGUCAUCUAAGGAUGGUCAGAGUCAUUAUGAGGUGAAUCCCAAUCGACCAUUCUUGGUUAUCCAUACUGAACCUAAUGUAAUGAAGCGGGUUAGGAGGCGUGCCUUAGACUGUUCUGGUGCAUUCAAUGGUCAGUGCUGCAAGGAAUCAUUUUACGUGAGCUUUAAGGCCCUCGGUUGGGAUGAUUGGAUUAUAGCUCCGCAUGGGUAUUUUGCUAACUACUGUAGGGGUGACUGUGCAGGACCAAGAACACCAGACACUUACCAGUCCUAUCAUACACAUGUAAUUGAAGAGUUCCGUAAGUUAGACCGUUUGACAGGCAUGCAACCAUGCUGUGCCCCUCUCAAGUUCUCAAGCAUGUCCUUAAUUUAUUAUGGAAAGGAAGGAAUUAUCAAGCGGGAUUUGCCAAAGAUGGUCGUAGAUGAGUGUGGUUGCCCGUGAAAGUGUCAAAUCUUAAGUUGUCCUAAUCUACACACGAUAUCUGCCAAGUACCGGUAUUUUUAGGCUGACAAGCAAUACAAAAUAGGGGGCUUUCAAAAUGGUUGCAUAAAAAUAGGAGUUUGAGCUACCAAAUUUGGCACUCGCUUCGGAUGUCUCGCAGGUGGAAAAUGAACAGCAAAAUAUGGAUUCAUGAAGCUUGGUUGAUCGUCAAGGAAGUUAUGAAAGUAACUUUUUGAAUAUCUUUUGUGUAAUUGAGUGAAGGGAGCAUAACCAUUCAAAUUAUAUAUAAAAAAAAA